Messenger RNA from Carassius gibelio (silver crucian carp), 1524 nucleotides. RefSeq lists its product as uncharacterized. Bases 714 to 1115 code for a protein of 133 amino acids. The record is from RefSeq and is a predicted model, not a curated record. The transcript is spliced from 4 exons. Lineage: Eukaryota; Metazoa; Chordata; Actinopteri; Cypriniformes; Cyprinidae.
CUUAGUUGUCUUUCAGAAGCAGUAGGCCUACAGUUAGUAAUUUCCCCUUUUAUAAAAUCAAAAGUAUUUUCCGAAAGAAAAGGUUAAAUUACUUGUACAGCUAAAACCAUAUUAGCUGUGAGUUUCAUAAGGAUGUAUGGCGUUCUCUGCGCACAGACAUGAUGUGCCAUACUUGAUGUAGGAAUAGUUAUUUGAGAUGUAGAUGUAUAGUACUUUCUAUGACCGUCUAGUUCGGGUUGGUCAGCGCUACUCCAGAAGUCACCUGUAGAUGUCGCCAAACUCAUUACUCAACCGACACAUAAAGUACCCUACGGGAUGUUUUUUUAAAGUUAGAAUAAAUGUACUCUUUAAAGCUGUUAUCGCAUUUAUAUCGUUCUUUUUGUUUGUAAGAACUUAAGUUGAAAGCAAAGUGUCACCUGUAAUUUCUUAGCAUUUGAAUCCGAUAGGACAGUCAGACCGUCGCUGAUGAUUUCGCAUUGCAAAUUCAACUGUGACUUGUAAAGUUACCGGGGAUAAGAGCAGGUUUGCAUAUGGGCGCCGCUCAUACACACUCGGAUACACCCAAUGUGUUCCCUGACCAGGGAAUGAGUGCUGUCUCUACCAACUGCGCGUUAAAUUAGCACAUUCCUUCUGCACUUGAAGUCGAUGUACGCCUCUGGGCACAACAACACUCACUAAAGUGCUUGACUUCACUCCUGUCAGAGGAAGACACGAUGGGAUGCGCUUCUAGCACUCAGACCACAGCUCAAGACACAACACGACCCAACACCAAACAGGAUGGGAGCACAUCAGGAACAAGUAAUGAAAAUGGUGGUCCUGCAGCAGAAAGUGAGACGAUUCCAGACCAAACCCAGGCUGAGGAAUCUCCACAGACAUGCAGUGCAGCUCCUGAUGCCUCGGAGGAAAUCCAGAGCUCUGCGGCUGCUGUAGCUCACAGUGAACCAGAAGCAGCUGCUGCUGAGGCCGUUACAUCUGACCAGCCUGCUGAACCUGAAUCCAGCCCCUCCACCACAGCUGAGAAUACCGACGAACCAGCACCGAGUGAAAACACAACUGAGGCCCAGGCUGAAUCUUCCCCACCAGAGGAAGCCCCUGCCUCUGGUGGAGAGGGUUAAGUGUGCAUCAUCUGACACAGUUACUACAGAGUCUAGACUCAACCACCUAUUUUCAGUAAAAUUAAGAUUUCAUACGCAUAGUUUAAACAUACAGUGGAACAUUAGCUUAUUUAUUAUAUAGAUAUUGCUUGUUCGUUGCCAAGAUAUAGACCAACUGGUCAUCAGAAACUCUGUGCCUGUCUUUAUAUAGAAAGAUUACAAACAUCCCACUCCAGUUAUAGUUUAGUGAAUUAUAAUAGCUGGCUUUAGCUAGAGAUUUCCUUUAAUAUUUAAUGGUGCCUAUUUGUGGCUUAACCCCUCUAUAAAAAAAUGCAAAAAGCCAAAGAGACUUUGAAAAAUUGUGGAAUGCUAUUUAUAUAAUUAUGUAAUAUUUGAACGAACUGAAAUAAAAUGUUACAUGCAUUGAAAA